GACGCUGCCUCACUCAUAGUCUCAGACAGGCUGCCGUCACCUUUCCCAAGACUUGAGCAGCUCGAGAACGAGAUAGGGAGGCAGCUCAUCUUCCGAUUUCCACCUUCAGGUCGCCGGCGAAUGUUCGGAGGUCUGGUCUCUUUGACGCGGCGAUGAUCUCUCUCACUUGCGCUCAACUCUCCUCGUCCUCGCUCAGGCCUCCGCUCCCCCGCUUCACCCUUUCCCUCCCCGACCUCAAACCCUUGCGGGCCCGCCCCAGAAUCCCUAACAAGAGGAGGGUCAGGAAUGGGGGGCCGUGCAGGGCGGAGCUCUCUCACGACGCGCCAUUUGCUGCUGCCAUCGGUGCGUGCAUGCUCAGCUCCGUGAUCCUCCCGGUCGCUACUAGCUCAGAGGAGGAUGGUGACGCGGCAAUGGACUCGACCGAUGCAAGGUUCGCGGUGAUGGGGAUCAUUAGUUUCAUCCCUUACUUCAAUUGGCUGAGUUGGGUGUUUGCAUGGCUUGACACGGGGAGACGACGAUAUGCAGUUUAUGCACUUGUUUAUCUCGCUCCAUAUAUAAGGUCAAACUUGUCUCUGUCUCCUGAAGAGAGCUGGUUGCCCAUCGCCAGUAUAGUCUUUUGCAUCAUUCAUGUUCAGCUAGAGGCGAGCAUAAGAAAUGGGGAUGUUCAAGGCUUCCAAUUAUUUAGUGAGGCUGCAAGAAAGAGAGAUACCCAUUCCAAAGGCCAUCGAGAACUAUCGGAGGAAGAGAGACAACGCAUGAACCUUCCAUCUGCUGAUAAGAGGUCCACGAAUGAGAUCCGACAGCGGGAUAUUCCUAGGAAGCCAGUGCGGGAUCAGGAAAGUUUAAGAGAGGAUUGGGAUGAUGAUGAUGAUCACAGAAGGGAGCCAUAGAGAUAUGGUUUGGCUGGGAUAGUAAAAGAUCAUGGUUAAACGAAAAUUGAAAUUUUGAGUCGCUCUUUUCGAUCGGUGUCUCGUAAACAUAUGAUGUACUGGAGCUCUCAAGGAGAUGAUGAAAUUUUUUAUCUUCUAUGGACUGCUGCUGAAGAUGCUGCUGCAAGAGUUAUAUGGGAGACAAGGAUUUUGCUUUUUCCGUUUACGGCUUUACGCACCCUAAGGAACAUGAUUGUCAAUGCUUCCCCUUUGCUUAAAAGCAUAGCAUCUAAAUGAUUUAAAAGGUUUGGACUGUUGGCAA
Molecule: messenger RNA, 1191 nt
Organism: Punica granatum (pomegranate)
Lineage: Eukaryota; Viridiplantae; Streptophyta; Magnoliopsida; Myrtales; Lythraceae
Source: RefSeq, a predicted model, not a curated record